This is a messenger RNA of Hirundo rustica (Barn swallow), 3381 nucleotides long. RefSeq names its product DNA cross-link repair 1C (gene DCLRE1C). NCBI's taxonomy places the organism in Eukaryota, Metazoa, Chordata, Aves, Passeriformes, Hirundinidae. The transcript has 15 exons. The record is from RefSeq and is a predicted model, not a curated record. Bases 11 to 2143 code for a protein of 710 amino acids. Gene Ontology annotation, molecular function: 5'-3' DNA exonuclease activity; damaged DNA binding. Gene Ontology annotation, biological process: protection from non-homologous end joining at telomere; interstrand cross-link repair; double-strand break repair via nonhomologous end joining.
GCCACCCGCCAUGAGCCGGUUCGGGGGCCGCACGCGCGAGUACCCGGCCGUGUCCAUCGACCGCUUCGACCGCGACAACCUGCGCGCGCGCGCCUUCUUCCUGUCGCACUGCCACAAGGAUCACAUGAAGGGGCUGCGGGCGACCGCCCUGAAGAGGAGGCUGGAGGGCAGCUUGAAAGUUAAACUUUACUGCUCACCAGUAACUAAGGAAUUGUUGUUGACUAACUGGAAAUACAAGUUUUGGGAGAAUCAUAUUGUUGCAUUGGAAGUUGAAACUCCAACUCAGAUUUCUUUAGUAGAUGAAACAUCUGGUGAGAAAGAAGAUGUAGUGGUGACACUUCUGCCAGCUGGUCACUGUCCAGGUUCAGUCAUGUUUCUGUUUGAAGGCGAGAAUGGCACUGUGUUGUACACAGGGGAUUUCAGGCUUGCAAAAGGAGAAGCAUCCAGAAUGGAGCUUUUGCAUUCAGGGACCAGGGUAAAAGACAUCCAGAGUGUGUAUUUGGACACUACUUUUUGUGAUCCCAAAUUUUAUCACAUACCAAGUCGGGAGGAAUGUUUAAAUGGGAUCUUGGAGUUAGUGCGAAGCUGGACCUCACUGUCUCGUAAUCACGUUGUGUGGCUGAACUGCAAAGCUGCUUAUGGAUAUGAGUAUUUAUUCAUAAACCUCAGCGAGGAACUCGGAAUCAAGGUGCACAUGAACAAACUUGAUAUGUUCAGGAACAUGCCAGAAAUCCUGUGCCAUGUUACCACAGACCAACGCACGCAGAUUCACGCCUGUCGACAUCCUCGGGAUGAUGACUGCUUCCGAGGGAACAGACUGCCCUGUGGGAUGACUUGCCUUAAUGGAACUCCCCUGCACAUAAUCAGCAUCAAACCCUCCACAAUGUGGUUUGGGGAAAGGAAAAAGAAAACCAAUGUAAUUGUGAGGACUGGGGAGAGAACAUACAGAGCUUGUUUCUCCUUCCACUCUUCAUACAGUGAGAUCAAGGAUUUCCUGAGCUAUAUCUGUCCUGUGAACGUGUAUCCCAAUGUACUGCCAGUGGGUGGGACAGAGGACAAAGUGAUGGAAAUAUUAAAGCCAUUAUGCAGGUCAUACAGGAGAAUCAUGGAACCCAGGUACAAGCCCUUAGGGACACUGAAGAGAGCACACAAGAGAGAAUUAUCUGAUACAGAUGAAGAUGAUCUCUUUGAUUCAGAAUUAAUUUCUGCAAGGCCUAAGAUUCCAAGACAGCAGAGAGAAGAGAGCAGGCCCUUCAGCACAGGGCAGUCUGAAAAUUCUGAAGGAAACAUUAAUGAGAGCACAGGAAGUUACAAAGGGAACACAACUUACACCUCCCUCAAGGUAGAUUUUGUGGACUGUGAGGAAUCAAAUGAUGAUGAUGAUGAAGAUGAUGAAGAAGAAUCUGAAAAAAACACAGUUCAAUUUCUUUCCCAUGAGCCAGAUGCCACUUCCACAGCCAAUUUCAAUGGAGCAACUAGUGACCAGCAGGAGUCUAAUGCCAAUGUCCCUUGCUGGGAUGAAUUUUUUACUAUUAAUAAACUAGAGGAAAGCUCUGAAAAUGAGGACAACGUCCCAUCUUCAGCAGAUGCUGGCGGGUCCCAGUCACUCUUCAGCGAUUCAGAUGGAGUAAGUGACUCAACACACAUCUCCUCCCAAAAUUCUUCUCAGUCAACACACAUAUCAGAGCAGGGGAGCCAGGGCUGGGAUAGCCAAAUGGACACAGUGCUCAUCACCUCCCAGGAGAGAAGUGCCCUGGACCUCAGCAAAGGUGGGAGCAGAGCAGUGGUUCCUGUGCUGCAGGAGAGCCCCAGGGACACUCAGCUGGACAGCAGCAUGGGGAAGCCACCAGAUCAGAACAGACCUUGUGCCCACGAUGGUGCCUGUGGCUUGAAAAGCAAAGGCUGUGAGAAAGCUGCAGAAGAUGGUGCUGCCCACGUUCAGGAUGUGCUGGUGGAAAUAAAUGACAGCUCCAGGACUCCUGAUCUGGAGCUGAGGAGGGACUCCCAGAGCUCCUCUGACUUUGAAAUUCCCCUGACCCCUGAUGCUGAAGCACCUCAGCCAGAUAAACUGCACCAUUUGUACAAGAAGCUCGCAGCAGCUGUGCUGAGUCAUGCUUCAUUCAGAAAUAUCUUACUGUCAUAACUAGGAAUUUGCAGACCAUGUACCUUCAUUAUUCCUUCCAUGAAAUACUGAAAAGGAAAUAUUCAGAAAGUAUUCCCAGGAGGGACAGUAAAAGCCUUCUACCUCCCAAGGUUCAAUUCUCCAGGACUGUAAGUAGACAUAAUAUGGACCAGACAAAACCACGGGUAGGACACUAAAUGAAAUUUAGUGUUUAUUAUGAGCUCUAAGAGUUUGCCUUUCUAAUGUGAUCUCAGGUUUUAAUAAAAUAGCACACUAUUAACUGUGGGGGGGAACACCUAAGAAUGACCAUGCAAACAAAGGAGCUGUAAUUUGGUUUUAAUCACUAUUACUAUUGUCUAUUAUUAUUGUAACAAUUUAACCUUUACUAAAUUUCUUUAAUAGUUAUUUUAAAAAAUAACUGCAGAAUGGAUUAGAGAAUUACUGAGGUUGUGAGGGGGUUUUAAUUUGUUUUAAAUCAAAUUGUUCAUUUCAAAAAGUCUCUCUUUACACUGAGCUUUAAGUCCUGACUGCUGACUAUGCUUCAGCUCCAACUCAUUGCAAAGAACUUGUCAUCACUUCCUCUGUGUUCUGUUUUUGUUCUGAGUUGUUCUUCAGAAAAACUUAAAAUCCUGUGGUUCCCAAGUUACCAGCCCUGUCCUGCUCUGGCAGGUAACUCAGCCACAGACAGUAACCUGCUGUACCAGACAGGCUCUUGUACUACAAAACUUUACCUCCUCUGCAACAUUCUGUAGACUUCACUGUUUGAAAUCAAGACAAUAUAUUCUCCAUGCAUGUGUGCCAUCAUAACACUGCCAAAAUUCUUAGCUUCUAACAUAGAAAUGUACUUCAGGUUUUACCUAAACUGAAGUGCUCAUGAAAUAUCCAAACCACAGAAGUCAUCUAAAAAUCCCUGAGGUUUAAGUCCCAAAGAAUUAAACAUACUUUAGCACAACAUCUCUGCCCUCUGAGUGUGCCUUCAGUUGUUGUGCCAUGUUUAGUGACAUGUGAAUGUUAAACUGACUGGCAUUCCGCCACAGGGAACAGAGGCAGGAGGGACAAAGAACUGCCAUAAUCUAUGUACGAUUUUAAGGAUAUUCUAGAUCUAUGUAUUUCUCCACUGUUGCCUUUCCUGCUGUUUGUGGGAUUUGUUAACCUCAUUUCCAAAUGUGAUCUACCAACUUUGGGGUUUUUUUAGCAAGCCUGAGUGAGUGGAACUGCUGUUGGAACUACCUCUGUGAAUAAAGUCAGACAAAACAGAA